This is a messenger RNA of Talaromyces marneffei, 1011 nucleotides long. RefSeq lists its product as uncharacterized. Gene Ontology annotation, biological process: transmembrane transport. The record is from RefSeq and is a predicted model, not a curated record. The transcript has 4 exons. The coding region runs from base 1 to 1011 and encodes 336 amino acids. NCBI's taxonomy places the organism in Eukaryota, Fungi, Ascomycota, Eurotiomycetes, Eurotiales, Trichocomaceae.
AUGGCCGAACAAUCGACACUUGCCCCAUGGGAAAGUGCCAUCGCUGGUGCAACUGGCGCUGUGCUCGCCAAUGCGCUAGUCUAUCCGCUUGACAUUGUUAAAACCAAGAUCCAGGUUCAAGUGAAGAGUCGAAAAGAGACGACCAGCAACACCAAUCCCGACGCUACGCCCCAUUAUGAAUCUACGCUAGACGCUAUCAACAAGAUCUUUCAAGAUGAAGGCCUGCCGGGCCUAUACAACGGUAUCAACGGCGCUCUUAUCGGUGUCGCAUCUACCAACUUCGCGUACUUUUAUUGGUACUCGGUCGUUCGUGCUGCAUACCUGGCUUCGGGCCGAGGGUCGAAAACUCCCGGAACAGCCGUCGAAUUAUCGCUCGGUGCCAUAGCUGGCGCCAUUGCACAGAUAUUCACCAUUCCCGUAUCGGUUGUGACAACUCGUCAACAGACGCAGUCCAAGGAAGACAAGAAGGGGUUACUUGAAACUGCUCGUGAGGUUAUUGAUGGCGAGGAUGGCUGGACUGGUUUGUGGAGAGGCUUGAAAGCAAGUUUGGUUCUGGUCGUCAACCCUGCUAUCACAUACGGCGCAUAUCAAAGACUGAAGGAGAUCUUGUUUCCUGGGAAGAACAAUUUGCGUCCAUGGGAAGCAUUCAUUCUUGGAGCAAUGUCCAAGGCCCUGGCAACGAUGGUUACGCAACCAUUGAUCGUUGCCAAGGUUGGUCUGCAAUCGAGGCCUCCACCCGGUCGCCAAGGAAAACCAUUCAAGGGCUUUAUUGAAGUGAUGCAGUAUAUCAUUGAACAUGAGGGUCCAUUGAGCCUGUUCAAAGGCAUUGGUCCUCAGAUUACCAAGGGUCUUUUGGUUCAAGGAUUGCUCAUGAUGACCAAAGAACGAAUGGAGCUUUUGUUCCUCUUACUCUUCGCCUUUCUCCGCAAGCUCAAGCAAGAGAAGUUGAAGAAGUAUGCAGAGAAAGCCGCCGCGAACGCUAAGACAAGCCUUCCCGUUACGCUUAAAUGA